AUGUGUCAUCAUCAUAAUUCUUCAGAUAGUUCAAGUUUAAUACCUCUGGAUAGAGAAGUAUUACCAAAUAAUGUUAAACCCCUUCAUUAUGAUUUAACUAUUGAACCAAUUUUUGAAAAUUUUACAUUUAAAGGUGAAGUAACAAUUGAUUUACAUGUUUUAGAAAGAACUGAUUAUAUUAGUUUAAAUUCUCUUCAAAUUGAAAUUCAAGAAUCUAAAUUAAAUGAUAUUGAACUUAAAAAUAUUCAAUUUGAUGUUAAUAAACAAAUUGUUACUUUUAAAUUAGAUGAUCAUUUAGUUGAAGGAGCUGAUGCUAAAUUAUAUAUUAAAUUUACUGGUACUUUAAAUGAAGAUAUGGCAGGUUUUUAUAAAUCUUCUUAUCAAGAAAAUGGUGAAACUAAAUAUUUAGCUACAACUCAAAUGGAAGCAACUGAUUGUCGUAAAGUUUUCCCAUGUUAUGAUCAACCAGCUGCUAAAGCUAAAUUUACAAUUUCUAUAAUUACUCAAAAGGAAUUAACUGCUUUAUCAAAUAUGGAUGUUAAAGAAACUACUUUAAUUGGUGAUGAUAAGAAAUUAGUUGCUUUUAAUACAACUCCAAUUAUGUCAACUUAUUUAGUUGCAUUUGUAGUUGGUGAAUUAAAUUAUGUUGAAAAUAAUGAUUACAGAGUCCCAAUUAGAGUUUAUGCUACUUCUGGUACUGAAAAUUUAGGAGUAUAUUCUGCUGAUAUUGCCGCAAAAACUUUGAAAUUUUUUGAUAAGAAAUUUGAUAUUGAAUAUCCAUUACCAAAAUUAGAUAUGGUUGCUAUUCCAGAUUUUGCUGCUGGUGCUAUGGAAAAUUAUGGUUUAGUUACUUAUAGAAUUGUUGAUUUAUUAAUUGAUCCUGCUAAUACUAAUGCUACUACUCAACAAAGAGUUACUGAAGUUGUUAUGCAUGAAUUAGCUCAUCAAUGGUUCGGUAAUUUAGUUACUAUGGAAUUUUGGGAUGGUUUAUGGCUUAAUGAAGGUUUUGCUACUUGGAUGUCAUGGUAUGCUGCUGAUUCUUUAUUCCCACAUUGGAAAGUAUGGGAAUCUUAUGUAUCAGGAACUCUUCAACAAGCUUUAAGUUUAGAUUCUUUAAGAGCUUCUCAUCCUGUUGAAGUUCCUGUUAAAAAAGUUGAUCAAAUCACUCAAAUUUUCGAUGCUAUUUCUUAUUCAAAAGGUUCUUCAUUGUUAAAAAUGGUUUCUAAAUGGUUAGGAGAAGAAGUAUUUAUUUCGGGUAUUUCUCUUUAUUUAAAGAGAUUUAAAUGGGGUAAUACUUAUACUUCAGAUUUAUGGCAAGCAUUAAGUGAAGUUAGUGGUAAAGAUGUUAAUAAUGUUAUGAAUAUUUGGACUAAGAAUGUUGGUUUCCCAUUAGUUAAAGUUGAAGAAGUUGAUGAUAAACUUAUUUUAACUCAAAAUCGUUUCUUAGCUACUGGUGAUGUUAAACCUGAAGAAGAUCAAGUUUUAUAUCCUAUUUUCUUAGGUAUUAGAACUUCUGAAGGUAUUGAUGAAACUAUUGUUUUACUGGAACGUUCUAUAACAAUUCCAAAACCAGCUAAUUUUGUUAAGAUAAAUGCUGAUCAUUCAGGUGUUUAUAGAGCUGCUUAUGAACCAGCUCGUUGGGCUAAAUUGGGCCAAGUUGGUGCUGAAGGUAAGCUUACUGUAGAAGAUCGUGUUGGUUCAGUAUCUGAUGCCAGUGCUUUAGCUUCUGCAGGUUUAAUUGAAUCCACUAGUUUAUUCAAUUUAGUUAGAACUUGGACUGCUGAAUCUAACUAUGUUGUAUGGGAUUCUAUUUUAAAUAAGAUUUCUUCUAUUAAACUGGUUUUCAUCUUUGAUGAUGAAUCAAUCAGAAAAGGUCUUGAUGGAUUUGUUCUUGAUUUAAUUGAAGAUAAAUUUAAUGAAAUUGGAUGGGAAUUUUCUGAUGAAGAUGAUUUCUCUUCUCAAAACUUAAAGAGUACUUUCUUUGCUUCUGCUGUAAGUUCUGGUCAUCAAGGUGCUAUUGACUUUUCUGUUAAAGCAUUUGAUGAUUUUGUUAAAGGUGAUAAGAAAGCUAUUAAUCCAAAUUUAAGAGCUGUUAUUUUUAACUAUGUUGCUAAGGUUGGUGAUGAAACAACAUUUGAACAUUUAUUAAAUAUUUAUAAAACUUCUGAAUCAGAAGUUAGAAUUGCUGCUUUAAGAUCCUUAGGUAGAUUCACUAAACCUGAAAUAUUAGAUAAAGUAAUUGCCUUAUUAUUACAAACUGAUGUUAUUAAACAACAAGAUAUUUAUAUUCCAAUGCAAGGAUUAAUCAAUCAUAAAGAAGGAAGUCUUAAAUUAUGGGAAUGGUUAACUACUGAAUGGGAUAAAAUUUAUAAAUUGAUUCCACCAAGUAGUUCAAUGUUAGGAUCUAUUAUUACUAUUGCCACUUCAGGUUUUACUAAACAAGAACAUAAGGAUGCUGUUGAAGAAUUCUUUAAAGAAAAAGAUACUAAAGGUUAUGAUCAAGGUUUAGCUAGAGCACUUGAUAGACUUACUAUUAAAAUCAAUUCUGCUAAGCGUGAUUUAGGUCCAGUUACUCAAUGGUUAUCAGUUAAUGGAUAUUCCAAAUAA
Molecule: messenger RNA, 2607 nt
Organism: Scheffersomyces amazonensis
Lineage: Eukaryota; Fungi; Ascomycota; Pichiomycetes; Serinales; Debaryomycetaceae
Gene: APE2
Product: metallo-aminopeptidase
Exons: 1
Coding region: 1-2607 (868 amino acids)
Biological process (GO): peptide catabolic process; proteolysis
Cellular component (GO): cytoplasm
Molecular function (GO): peptide binding; zinc ion binding; metalloaminopeptidase activity
Source: RefSeq, a predicted model, not a curated record